GUUUGAAGUACAUAUCAUCAGUAACAAGGACAUCCUUUUCAUGCUGACUGAAGUCAGAUUCAUUGCUAUUACCAAGGUCAUAAUCAAGCUGGAGUAAUGGCUUCCUCUGUGAACACGACAAGCCCAGACCAAACCCGGGCAAAACGGGGAAAUAAUAACGUGGACAAGAUGGAUGUUCCUGGUACCAGUGGUGUGAAUGUUGCCCCAACUGCACAGCUGGCAGACAGAAGAAAAUCACAAGAGUUGGAGAUCUGUAAGAUGAGGCUAGAGUAUCAAAAGGAUAAGAUUGAUGAGCUCACCAAAGAAAGAGACUAUCUAAAGGAGCAAUUAGCAGCAUCUCUCUCAAAGGAACCUACAAGUUCUGUCCAGGAUUCCAGUGAUGUAUUGAGCAUGUCUUCACUUUCCUCUGAUGGGUCUUUUGAUGAGAGUUCUGACUCCUCCAUCAGCACAACUUUAUCAGAUGAAGACAGGAAGAAGAGGAAGAAGAAGGCCAAAGCAAAAAAUCACAAGAAGUCAAAGAAACAUGACCAAAAACUCAGAACAAGAGUCCAGAAUCCUAAGCAAGUGGUCACCCAGCAUAACACGAUUUUGAGGCUGUCCAAAAGAGGAGCGACCAUAUCUGCUGGGAGUGGACCGGAACACGAUUGUGGCAACUGCUCCAAUUGCUGAGCUAUUCAUUGUUGCACCUGAGAGGUAUAAAGAAUUAGAAAAAAACAAGCAGGAACAGAAACUUUUAUUGUUUGCAACACAGUGUGCUGCAACAAUCAGUGCAGAUCCAGAAAUAGAGGAAAAAUUCAAAGCCUAUAAGUCUUCAGGGAAGUUGCUUCCUCUUAAAACAAAGAAAGAUUAGAUUUUUGUUUUUUUACAUGGUGAAAUGUGGUGAGAGUCCACCAUUGUUAACAGCAAAAAAAAAAAGAAAAAAAGAGACAAGUUAUAUAUUCCAGUUGAUUGGUCAAUUGUUUGUUUAAAAAAAAAAAAAAAAGUGACAGACUUGAUUUUUCGUUUGUAUGCUUUUUAUUAUUAUUUUACUUUUAGGUUCUGUAGUUUUAUUUUAAUGAUCACACAUGUGAUACACUUUAUGUAAAGAGCUACAGGUCAUAUAGUUUGCAUCCAGCCGUGUUCUUUAUUACUUCAAAUAUUGGCUGAUAGUUUAUGACACUGUUUUUAUUUUUGUAUCAACGUAUGUGUGUCAGAUCUGUAAGUGUUGUUCUUUGUGAUUGGCAUCUUAAAAAUAAAGUGUGUUCUGGA
Molecule: messenger RNA, 1248 nt
Organism: Oreochromis niloticus (Nile tilapia)
Lineage: Eukaryota; Metazoa; Chordata; Actinopteri; Cichliformes; Cichlidae
Product: E3 ubiquitin-protein ligase RBBP6-like
Exons: 5
Coding region: 97-669 (190 amino acids)
Source: RefSeq, a predicted model, not a curated record